This is a messenger RNA of Gilbertella persicaria, 327 nucleotides long. RefSeq lists its product as uncharacterized. Lineage: Eukaryota; Fungi; Mucoromycota; Mucoromycetes; Mucorales; Choanephoraceae. The record is from RefSeq and is a predicted model, not a curated record. The transcript is spliced from 2 exons. Bases 1 to 327 code for a protein of 108 amino acids.
AUGUACGCUGCCACAAGAAAAACUGCCAUUGCUGAAGCCACAAAAGCCUAUCGUUCUACUGUUGCCACUUCAUUGAUGUCUACCUCUAUUCAAACGACUACACGAUCAAUGUCUGCCUUCUCUCAUAUGUCUGAUAAUGACCCAGAGGUUCUCCAAAAGGAAAAGGAAAAGAAUUUGAGCAAAAAAGACAGAAAAGAAUGGAACGAAAAAUUAGCCUCUCAUAGUGAAGCUGCUGUCAAAGCUGAUAAGGAACGUGAAAAGCCCAUUGAACAUUUACAGUCCGAAACCCUUGAAGACCUCAAGAAGAGGGAAAGCGAGGAUAACUAA